Messenger RNA from Seriola aureovittata, 4112 nucleotides. RefSeq names its product glia maturation factor, beta (gene gmfb). Lineage: Eukaryota; Metazoa; Chordata; Actinopteri; Carangiformes; Carangidae. The coding region runs from base 128 to 556 and encodes 142 amino acids. The record is from RefSeq and is a predicted model, not a curated record. The transcript has 7 exons. Gene Ontology annotation, cellular component: actin cortical patch. Gene Ontology annotation, biological process: negative regulation of Arp2/3 complex-mediated actin nucleation; actin filament debranching. Gene Ontology annotation, molecular function: Arp2/3 complex binding; actin binding.
UUGCCUCGUGUGGGAUUGGCCAAACCAGUCACAAGAUAAUGUGAAGUAAAAAAAAAAAAACAUUGAAAGCGUCCCUACCAGUCAGAGCAGCAGCUGCAGCUUCAGGGAAAUUUUUAACUCUACAACAAUGAGUGAAUCACUGGUGGUGUGUGAUGUGGACGAAGAUCUGGUCAAAAAGCUGAGGGAGUUCCGUUUCCGGAAGGAGACCAAUAAUGCCGCCAUCGUCAUGAAGAUCGAUAAAGACAAGCAGCUUGUUAUUCUUGACGAAGAACACGAGGACAUUUCUCCUGACGAUCUGAAGGACGAGCUGCCUGAGAGACAGCCAAGAUUUAUCGUCUACAGUUAUAAGUACCAACAUGAUGAUGGACGUGUGUCUUAUCCCCUCUGCUUCAUCUUCUCCAGCCCAGUGGGUUGCAGGCCAGAGCAGCAGAUGAUGUACGCAGGAAGCAAAAACAAACUGGUGCAAACUGUUGAACUGACCAAGGUGUUUGAGAUCAGAAACACAGAGGACCUCACAGAGGAGUGGCUUAGGGAGAAACUUGGCUUCUUCCGCUAAAGUCUUCAGCUCAUCCAGGGGUCUGGGAUGUGAGGAGGAUCCAGGAUGCACAGCUCGUGUCAUCGCUGGGGGAGAACACACCACAGUUAACGUUUCCCUCCUCUUUGUACCAGUCCUGAUUUUAAAUACUGUGUGAAAACACUUUCUGUUCUCAGUUUUAGGCCUCUUUGGUGGAGUCUACUCGAUAUUACAACUCGUAGUUUGUCUGACGGUUCAGACAGUCGCAGGAGUGUGAAUACUUUCCUGUGACUGUCAAAAUCUGUGGCACUUACUAAAGCUCACCCAUGUGGCAGCCUAAAACUGAAAAUACUAUUUGACACAGGUCUGCUUUUGUCUCCCAUACGAUCUCCCCAUGUGCCAGUUAUGUGUCUGUAUUGAAUUAACACUCCCAUAGCUCUUCAACUGAACAGGAAUUGAUAGUGCUCAUCCGCCCUUCCUAACCAUGGUCAUUCAGGAGAAUUUAAAGGCAUUUUAACAACAGUUUCUGUUUCCUUACGUAGUUUACACCUUUUUAUGUUUAAUCAUUUUUCAUAAUUUGAGGGACUCUUACUUUUUUAGAUUUUUUUUUUAAAUUUUCUCUGGUGUAUCUAGGGUAAUGUAAUCAUACACUUCAUAGCAUUCAUUUCCAUUUGUUGUGAAAAACAAACUUCCUGCCUGAACAAUCACAGCUACAAUUCAGAGAACAAAUCUGAGUUUAGUCAGUUUCUCCUUCAGUAUUCAUUUAAGGGCAUUUUAAUUAUAAUUUAAGUUAAAAAAAAAAAACCACAAAAACACUACGAGCAUUUGACAAGAGGCUCUCCUAAGACUUACAGUAAAUGUGAUGUGUUGUACCGUCUCCUCUGCACAUGAACACGCUGACAGAAGCCACUACACCCACAGUAACAGGUUAGUCAGGGGCCAUCACACGGAGCAGAACUGCCCUUGUGAGUCCGUCAUCAGAUCACAUCCUAGAGAAGAAAAAACAGCGUGAACCUUUGGUAGAGCUGUGUUCUGCCUUUCACCUGCACCAACACCCCAGGAAACAAUACUUCCACUGACACAUUCCAGACUGAACAAUUUAUACAACAAACCCUCAUCUCCAGUGACCACGACAGUCUUGAAAACACUGCACACAGGGCGGCAUUACCUGCCCUCUUUUUACUCUACUGGGCUACUCUGUAUAAGUGGGUUACUGUGUCUUUAGGGAGAUUGUUAGCUAAUGUUGUGCAUUAUAGCUAUUACUGUUAUUAGUGUUUAUGAAUGUUGCGCUUAAUUCUGAUGUAAAGCCACUUUGAUUGCUUCGUGGCGGUCACAGCCUUGAGAAUGAGCGGCUGUGACUUCUCCAAAUGCCAGUUGUGCUUAAAAUUUAGACUUGGUAGGUAAAGUACAGCAUCUGCACAAUUUACAUUUUCCAUAAAGAACAGGGUUUGACCAAUAUAACUUUUUGAAGGCUGAUACUAAUAAUUAUGAGUUGAAUGUGCCAGCAGGUCCUACUUGUGACCUGUAUUCUGUCGUAUUGGCUUUGUGAUUAAACACAGACGGAGGCUUUAAGCAAGUUACAUAUUCAGUUUGCUGGAGUACACAGUUAAAACAACAAAUAAUGUGUCACUUUCCACACGCUUAUGGACUCUGUUGUAUAUUUUUGGCUAUUUUCACACCCGAAAAAUGACAGUGCUUCCCUGUUUCCUGCUGAAAAUGCAGCACACUACAACUCUAAACCAAACUAAGACCUUAACGAUUAGCAGUUCUUAACAACAUCCUGAGAUAGAUAAAAAGCUAAAUAAAUUGUGCUCAACAUCUGCAAAGAAAAUUGCAUUGUAGGUGCCCCUCCAUUAUAGAGGUGGUGGAUGACUACAGAAGCAGAUUUUGUGGUUAUUAAUAAAAGCUUAAUAUCAGCUCAGUAUAUUGGUCUGACCCUAAUAAAGAAUAAUAGGCACAAAUGAAUUUCACACAUUCCCUCAUCAGUGUCGUCUCGUAUUGAGAAACUUGUACUUUGGGAACAGAUAUUGGAGGGUUGUGGCUGAUUUAAAUCACCCCAUAGUCUAUGAUGUCCUACUGCUACGUUUACCAUACUAAUGCCUUGUCUGACAUUUGUGUCAUAUUUAUGUCUGUUUUGAAAAACCAUGUGGCCAAAAUUAAAAACAUGACACAAAUAUGUUUUGUGAGGGAAAAAUAGAUGGUGAUUGAAAAAGCUUUGUUGGAGAUUUUUUUUUCUACAACACUAAUCUUUGUUGUUUUUUUUUUUUUAACUUUCUGAUCUAUAAAGUCAAAGAGACAUUUUUCUUUUUUUUCUGUCAAAGUAUAAACCUGGUUACAUUAAAUAAUAGAAACAAUUUCUUUUUCUAAAGAUCGGACUCAAAGAGACAAUAUGUACGCACAAUCACAGCGUGUCCUGUAGAUCAUUUAGUGAUGUCAAAUGUUAGACAGUAAUCAUUUAUGAUUUACAUGUCGGGCAAGGUUUAGCCUAACAGGAACAAUGGGAUAUAACUGUAAUCACUUGUUUUUUCUGUCUACUAAUGACAUCUGAACUAAGGUUUAAACUAUCAGCUUGGUAUUAUGCUGCUGUAGCAGAAAAACAGAGCUCCAUCUGGGUAAUUAUUAUACUCGCAAUGGUUUCUGUUCUUACUUGAGCUGAAGUUGUGUGCUAUCCUUUAUGGGUAAAGGAAGUUUUAUGGCCCUAAGACCUGCUAAACCCUUUUGGACUUUCAAAAAUGCACAGCUAACCUGAAAUUAAGGGUGUCUAUUGACUGAAGUACAAGGAUUGUUUUGACAAAAGCAAUACAGGCUCACUCUGAAACAGUCUUAGUAUUUCACUUGAAAUAUGUGCAAUGUACUGCUUUCCAUGUGAAUACAUAAAAACAUGUUCAACUGUUCUCUGGUUCAAAGGAAAUUCUUGAAAACCUCUUAAAUGUGGAGAGCUACUGUAUAAGAAGUGCAUGCUUUAACGUAUGUCUGAACAGUUCGCAUAAAUCUGACAGAAGUUUCCGAAUGGCACGCUCAAGGAUUUGCUGUUCUGUUGCACGCUUUCUUUCAGAACAGAAAAUUAAUCUUAAAUGAUUAAGUUAAUUUGAUUUGAUUGAAAAAAUUGCAUCUCAAACAUCUGGUUUUUCGGCUGCAUUCUUACUCUAUCUAAAGUUUUUACAUACCAACAACCCUCUUCUUUUAUACAUUUUCAUGCAAGUGGGAUGUAACAGACUGUACAUUGGUCAAGUAUAAAAAAUUAUUUCCCUAGUACAAGGUCUAUUGGAAAAAAGAGUUUGCUUUUGGUUUUGAGCCACGUAUCUGGUUAUGUCCUGUGGAUCUAAUAGCUUUUCCUUUUAUAUGGUGAGCCUGUUAUAUAUUUGGCCUUUUGAGUCUUUUUCUGUAACCUGCAAAUGUGUUGUUCAGCUUUUGGUGUCCUCUCUGAACAAAUGCCUACUAUUCUCUUUCCUUUUUAAUAAAAAAAAAAAAAACACCUGAAACAUGUAUCAUAAUCAGCUGCCUCAUGGCAUCAGUGAAACUUGAGAUAUUUGUAUUUUCCCAUACUUUAUAAAGUGUCUAUUGUCCUAUUGUCCAAAUAAAGUGACAGCGAUGUUUA